AUGGCCCGGCCUUCCGACCAACAGGCAAAGCUGCCUGGCCUGUUUUUGCCCCUUCCCAGAGGGCAAGAACCCGAGUACAGCGACGCCGCCAAAUCGCGCAUCAAGGCCUCCGCGACGUUCUCAGGAAAGAAGGACGAGUUCCAUUCCUUCAUCCUGAGCAUAAAGAACAAAUUUGACGAAGACGUGCGAACCUUCCGGACUGAGAACAGCCGGAUGGUCUGUCUGUAUAACCUGCUCGAGGAAAAGCCCGCCGAGCACUUGAAACCCGCUUCUCCUCUGACACUCGACCCUUCUCUGGAGUGGCAGAGAUGA
This is a messenger RNA of Hirsutella rhossiliensis, 312 nucleotides long. RefSeq lists its product as uncharacterized. The record is from RefSeq and is a predicted model, not a curated record. Bases 1 to 312 code for a protein of 103 amino acids. The transcript has a single exon. Lineage: Eukaryota; Fungi; Ascomycota; Sordariomycetes; Hypocreales; Ophiocordycipitaceae.